This is a messenger RNA of Mercurialis annua (annual mercury), 1106 nucleotides long. RefSeq names its product peroxidase 25. Bases 46 to 1011 code for a protein of 321 amino acids. Gene Ontology annotation, molecular function: heme binding; peroxidase activity. The transcript is spliced from 4 exons. The record is from RefSeq and is a predicted model, not a curated record. Gene Ontology annotation, biological process: response to oxidative stress; hydrogen peroxide catabolic process. Gene Ontology annotation, cellular component: plant-type cell wall; plasmodesma. Lineage: Eukaryota; Viridiplantae; Streptophyta; Magnoliopsida; Malpighiales; Euphorbiaceae.
UGUCAGAAGCAAAUUAGUUAACAUUGUAUUACUGGUUUUGUCCUAAUGGGAAGCUUGUGGUUGGUUGUUCUUGUGAAUUUGGCGAUGGUUUUGUGUGUGAAAAGCCAACUGAAAAAUGGGUUUUAUUCAUCUUCUUGUCCCAAGGCUGAAUCCAUUGUUAGGUCCACUGUUCAAUCUUACUUCCAAAAGGAUCCAACCAUAGCUGCUGCUUUGUUAAGGCUUCAUUUCCAUGACUGCUUUGUUCAGGGUUGUGACGGAUCAGUGUUGAUUACAGGAGCAUCUGCUGAGAGAAAUGCAUUACCAAAUACAGGAUUAAGAGGAUUUGAAGUAAUUGAUCAAGCCAAAUCACAAUUAGAGGCAACAUGCCCUGGUGUAGUCUCAUGUGCUGACAUACUUGCUUUAGCUGCUCGUGAUUCUGUAGACUUGAGUGAUGGGCCAAGCUGGACAGUCCCAACUGGGAGAAGAGAUGGUAGAGUUUCUUUAUCAUCUCAGGCUUCGAAUUUGCCUUCUUUUUUUGAUUCGGUUGCCAUUCAGAAGCAAAAGUUUGCAGCUAAAGGCCUCGAUGCUCAUGAUCUCGUCACCUUAGUUGGGGCACAUACCAUAGGUCAAACAGACUGCUUAUUCUUCAGAUACCGUCUAUACAAUUUCACAACCACAGGCAAUGCAGACCCAACAAUUAAUCACGAAUUCCUAUCACAACUACAAGUCGUUUGCCCGAAAGAUGGCGAUGGAUCAAAAAGGGUGGCAUUAGACAGCAACAGCCAACUUAAGUUCGAUGCGAGUUUUUUUAAGAACGUAAGAGAUGGAAAUGGAGUUUUAGAGUCUGAUCAAAGACUUUGGGAUGAUGCUGAAACUGGCGAUGUUGUUCAAAAGUUUAGUGGAAAUGUGAGAGGAUUAUUUGGGCUUAGGUUUAAUUUUGAUUUUCCAAAAGCUAUGGUUAAAAUGAGUAGCAUUGAAGUUAAGACUGGUUCAUAUGGUGAGAUUAGAAAGGUUUGCUCCAAGUUCAAUUGAUGAUCAUGUGUCAAAGAAAUUGUAUAAUAGAUACAAUUAAAAUGAUCAAGUGCUGCACAAUAAUAAUUGAUAAGCAAUUACAUACUAUUUUGUUA